Adineta ricciae is the source of this 1083-nucleotide messenger RNA. The record is from the annotation of a GenBank genome assembly. Lineage: Eukaryota; Metazoa; Rotifera; Eurotatoria; Adinetida; Adinetidae.
AUGAAACGUUCAACAAGAGUCUUAGCUGUUAGAGCUAAGAAAAAACCAAAUGGGCACCAAUAUUAUUCACAAUCCCAAACUAUUCAAACAAAGCCUUUUAGCUCCACUGAUCCCAGAGUGAAGAAGUCAGACAUAGCGUUGAAUCAAUCAGAUCCGACGACGAAUAAACUACAGUCUCAGAGAUCUUCAUCUUUAACUCAUUUCGACUCGUUCUAUACAACAAGUCAUUCAAAAGCUUCAUUUUCAUCUCGUAUUGAACCAUUCUCAACAUCAAAGUCAUUAGGUGUCACUCCUAACAUAUCUUUGUUCAACAAAAAAGAGGUGGAACUUGGAAACCGAGAUCGUUAUGACCAUUAUCGUCGACAUCGCCGCCAUCAUCCACAUCCUUUGGACGCAGUUUUUUCGUGUUGUUCGCCAUGUUGUUGCUUAGCAUCCAGUCUACUCCUGGCGUUGGUUCUUGUCAGUAUCGCUACACUGGUCGGACUAUUGAUCAUAAAUACAUUGAGCACAACAGCAAAAACAACAUCGACAUCAACAGCAUUCACAACUAGCACCGUAACUGUAGGAACGACACUAACUAGUACCAGCACCAGCACCAGCAGCAGCGUCAGUACAACAACUAGCACCGUAACUAUAACAACUACAGAUACGACUACUGUCACAAUGACUACAGAAACAACAACACAGACGACAAGCAGUACAACUACUACAGGUAUUGUUAGUAUAUCUUCAACGCGAGGUAACUAUUAUGCUCGUGACGCCAUCGUUAUCAGUUGUUCAACUCCUUGGACGAACCUUACUAUUGAAAUCAUCGUACCGAAAACUGUUGGUGCAACAUUCAAUGGCCAAUCCAAUUCAUUUUCAACUGGACAAGUCACCCAGUCUUAUGUUGACACUGGCACAGAAAUAAUUUAUACGUGGAAAAUCGUCAGUGGACAAACAAUUAGUUGUGCCAAUCCAACAUAUAAUGUCGCCGCACAAUAUAACUUGUCUGGAACACCUCAGCCUAACAAUGUUGAUAGCUAUACAAUAACUUUAACAACUAGCACUGGAGUGACUACUGUACAAUCUGGAUAUUUUUAA